GCCCCCAACGCGCCCGUAACCCAGGGCGACGACCUGGCUGGCAGCGGAGCGAGUGUUCCCUAGCCCGCCGGCCAGGACAAACUGCCCCGGAGCCUUCCACCCCGCCCUGCCCUACAUGAGGGUGUGAGCGGCCGCGGUUACGGCCGCUUCCCCGCUCCGGGGCAAGGCCCCAGGCUCCCUACCGGCGACAGAGAGAGAGGCUCUGCUCAGUUGGAAGGAAACGGCCUUCUAAGGCGGGGAAACAAACGGGAAAGGAAAAGAACAUCGAUAUCCUAUUUUAGCAGUUCAGCUUGAAGACCAGUGUUCCGAAAGAGCACCUAGGGAUCUGAUUUUAUUCCUUUCCUUUGGUGUCCAAAUAUAUUUUAACCUUCCGUAGGCAGAAGAUGUUAAAAACUUUAAGAAACAAUCAUAGCAAUGGCUCUCUGUCAGAAAAGUGAGACUGAUUUAGAAAAUAAUGAAAAUCAAAACACAGAAGAAACUGAACCAACCUCUACUUGUCCAGAUGAAAGAAGCGAAAGGAGUCAUGUUUGUUGUCUUCUGAAUAUCAGUGACAUUACACUUGAACAAGAUGAAAAAGCCAAUGAGUUUGUUAUUGGAACUGGAUGGGAAGAAGCAGUCCAAGGCUGGGGCAGUACUUCUCCAACAGCCUGUAUCUGGCCAAGGAAGAAAGUGAAGAAGGCGAGGGCAGGAGAAAGUGCCAGUAGCUGCUUACUCUGUGUCAAUAUCUCCCAGGAGAGACCUGAGGCUAGGCUACAGAUGGACCCUGGGAAAUUAGAGGCCAGGGCCCUGGCUGAGUCAGGGCCCAGAAAGGAUCAGAGCAGCCCCUCCCAGAGCCAGGGAUCCCCCCACGGUCCCAACACAUCUUCCAGGGAGAUCAGCAAAACCUGCUUUCCCUACCACGGUCACAAUGAGAAAAAAAGCCUGCAAAUAAAGGAGUUUAUUUGGUGUACAGACCACUGGACUGCCUCCGAGACUGUUAAGGGCAAGGACCUCAAGAGCCACGAGCAUCCUGGUGGAAACACAGACAAGGGCUUCUCCAUUUCGGAUUCCUUGACCUCCAAGGCCCUCUUAGUUCUGCCCCCGCUGAAGGCUUCACCUCCAAAUGGCUUGGAUGUUCUGGGUAAGAAGAGUAAGAAUGUUUUCUUGCAGCAGGAAGAGAAGGGGCUGAGUGUGGAAGAGGUUGAAUGUGUGGCUUGUACAUGUGGAUUGAAAACAGUGGACGGGAACGGUGAAAGACCUGUUGAGCUGGCCAAACACCUUAAGGUCAAGGACUCUCCACCCUCCCCUCCCCCAGCAGCCUGGCCUGCCCUGCUGGCCGACCCCAAGCCUUGUUGCCUGCACUGGCCCCUGCUGCCUGAGCGAAGCCUGCUGUGCCCGCCCACACCCAGCAACGUACGAUAUCUCGCCUCAUUGCAGCUCUUGCAGAAACAGGGAAUGCAAAACUACAAAGCCAAAUUCAAACCCAAGGAGCCUCAACCUCCCAUGAGCACCCAAAAGCGCAUUUUCAUGGAGGCCAAGCAGGAAAAGAGGCCCCAAACGUUGGAGACCAAAGCAUUCCCAACACCUCUAUUGCCAUCCCUCACAGUGAGCAGAGUUGUUAUUCCGGUCUCCACCCAUAGACUCCUCUGAGUUGUCACAAUAUAAUUCCCUGGAAACAAGCUUGGUUUGAAUUUCAUUCAUCCUUCCUCUCUUUCUCCUCUCUUUCCUGCCCCAUGCCUAUUUUUUCUCUCUUCUCUUUUCUGUCUGUCAUCCUUUUAGAUGAGAACCAGAUCAAAUUGAACCUCAUCGAUGGGUUUUGGUUGGUUCUCAGAAAACCAUAUUCAUGUGUUAGCUGCUUUUCUGCUGCUUAGCUAUUUACAUGAUGCAAGCCGGUGAUGCCAGGCUGGGCACCUGACUGCCCUUAUUGCUCCACUGCCAAUGGAAGCUAGGUGGGUGGUGAUGAACUGAACAGGCCUCCUUCAGAGUGGCCCCAGGUGCCAGCCUGGAGCUGCCUGGCAGGGGCUCUAUUUAGCUGACCCAAGUGCUUUAAAGCUAAGUAUGCUGGGCUAAUUCAGACCAAAUUGGUUUUUGAUUUUUAAGACUAGGCAAAUAUCUGUCUGCUUUCCCAUUUUGUUCUGCAGUGAGGGUCUGAAACAUUGCUGUAACAGAAAACUUAAGCCUUUGGCCAAGUGACAAAAUCAGUGUAAUCAUUCUUAUGUUCUGGCCUCAUGCUCAUCCUCUGUGUCUGGGAAGUUGUAGCUACAGCUCUGUAAAAUCCAGCUUGGGAAGUAGGUUAAGAAUAGAUGAUUUAGAAAAAAAAAAAAAGUCACUGUGAUUAUCAUCACUGUAUUCUUCCUCUGGCCUUCACCUUGUACCUAAUAUUUAGGAACUCUACAACCCCAGGCAGACCCUUAUGGAAUGGAGCAGUUACCCCUUCCUCCUGUCUCCCCUAGAUGCUUCCUCCAUGCUCAUUUUACCCUAAUGCAUAUUUCCUAAAGUAUAUAAAUUGUUGUUGUUGUUAGGUGUCAUCAGGUCAGUUCUGACUUACAGCGACCUUAUGUCCCAGAAAGAAACAAUGCCCAGUCCUGCGCCAUCCUCACAGUUGUUGCUGUUUGAGCCCAUCGUUGCUGCCACUGUGUCAGUCCAUCUUGUAGAGGGUCUUUGUCCUUUUCACAAAUCCUGUACCCUACCAGGCAUGAUGUCCUUCUCCAGGGACUAGUCUCUCUUGAUAACAUGUCCAAAGUACAGGAGACAAAGUCUCACUGUCGUCACUUCCAAGGAGCACUCUGCUUGUACUUCUUCCCAGACAGACUUGUUCAUUCUUCUGGCAGUCCAUCGCAUAUUCAGUAGUCUUCACCAGCACCAUAAUCCAAAGGUCUUCAGUCUUCCUUAUUCAUUGUCCACCUGUCGCAUGCAUAUGAGGCAAAUGAAUAUAUUACGGCUUGCGUCAGGCACAUGCACCUUAGUCCUCAAAGUGGUAUCUUUACUUUUCAACACUUUAAAGAGGUCUUUUGCAGCAGAUUUGCCCAAUGCAAUAUGUUGUUUGAUUCCUUGACUGCUGCUUCCAUGGGCGUUGGUUGUGGAUCCAAGUAAAAUGAAAUCCUUGACAACUUAAGUCUUUUCUCCAUUUAUCAUGAUGUUGCUUAUUGGUCCAGUUGUGAGGAUUUUUGUUUUCUUUAUGUUAAGAUGUAAUCCAUACUGAAGGCUGUAGUCUUGGAUCUUCAUCAGUAAGUGCUUCAAAUCCUCUUACAGCAAGCAAGUUUGUGUCAUCUGCAUAUCACAGGUUGUUAAUGAGUCUUCACCAGUCCUGAUGCAACAUUCUUCUUCAUGUAGUCCAUCUUCCUGGAUGAUUUGUUUAGCAUACAAAUUGAAUAAGUAUGUUGAAAGGAUACAGCCCUGUCCCAUACCUUUCCCGAUUGUUGAACCACACAGUAUCCCCUUGUUCUGUUCAAACUACUGCCUCUUGGUCUAGGUACAGAUUCCACAUGAUCACAGUUAAGUGUUUUAGAAUUCCUAUUCUUUGCAGCGUCAUCCAUAAUUUAUUAUGGUCCACACAGUUGAAUGCCUUUGCCUAGUCUGUAAAACACAGGUAAACAUCUUUCUGGUAUUCUGUGCUUUCAGCCAAGAUCCAUGUUACAUCAGCAAUGAUAUAUACCUUGCUCUAUAUUGUCUUCUGAAUCUGGCUUGAAUUUCUGGCAGUUCCCUGUCAAUGCACUGCUGCAACCGUUUUUGAAUGAUAUUCGGCAAAAUAUACUUGUGUGUGUGAUAUUAAUGAUACUGUUCAAUAAUUUCCUUAUUCUGUUGAAUCAUCUUUCUUUGGAAUGGGCACAAAUGUGGAUCUCUUCCAGUUGGUUAGCCAGGUAGCUGUCUUCCAAAUUUCUUGGCAUAGACGAGUGAGCGCUUCCAGCACUGUAUCGUUUGUUGAAACAUCUCAAUUGGUAUUCCGUCAAUUCCUGGAGCCUUGUUUUUCGCCCAUGUCUUCAGUGCAGCUUGGACUUCUUCCUUCAGUACCAUCGGUUCUUGAUCGUAUGCUAACUCCUGAAAUGACUGAAUGUCAACCAAUUCUUUUUGGUAUAGUGACUCUGUGUAUUCCUUCCAUCUGCUUUUGACACUUCCUGCGUCGUUCGGUAUUUUGCCCAUAGACUCCUUCAGUAUUGCAACUCGAGGCUUGAAUUUUUUCUUCAGUUUUUUUACCUUGAGAAAUGCCGAGAAUAUUUUCCCCUUUUGGCUUUCUAACUGUAGGUCUUUGCACAUUUCAUUAUAAUACUUUGUCUUCUCAAGCUGCCCUUUGAAAUCUUCUGUUCAGCUCUUUUACGUCAUCAUUUUUUCCUUUCACUUUAGCUACUCUGCGUUUAAGAACAAGUUUCAGAGUCUCUUAUGACAUCCAUUUUGAUCUUUUCUUUCUGUCCAGUCUUUUUAGUGACCUUUUGCUUUCUUUAUGUGUGAUGUCCUUGAUAUCAUUCCACGACUCAUCUGGUCUUUGGUCAUUAGUAUUCAGUGUGUCAAAUCUAUUCUUGAGAUGGUCUCCAAAUUCAGGUGGAAUAUAAUCAAGAUUGUAUUUUGGUUUUUGUGAACUUGUUUUAAUUUUCUUCAACUUCAGCUCCAAUUUGCAUAUGAGCAGUUGAUGUUCUGUUCCGCAGUUGGUCCCUGGCCUUGUUCUGACUGAUGAUAUUGAGCUGUUCCAUCAUCUCUUUCCACAGACAUUGUCAAUUUGAUUCCUGAGUUUUCCAUCUGAUGAUGUCCACACGUACAAAACCAAAAACCCGUUGCUGUUGAGUCGAUUCCGACUCAUAAUGAUCCUGUAGGACAGAGUAGAACUGUGCCAUAGCGUUUCCAAGGAGGGACUGGUGGAUUUGAACUCCAGAGCUUUUGGUUAGCAGCCAAGCUCUUAACCAUUGUGCCACCAGCAUUCCAUAGUCACCAUUUAUGUUGUUGAGAAAAGGCAUUGGCAAUGAAUAAGUUGCUGGUCUUGCAGAAUUCUAUCAUGCAGUCACCAGCAUCAUUUCUAUCACCAGGGCCAUAGUUUCCAACUACAGAUCCUUCUUGUUUCCAACUUUCACAUUGAAAUCACCAGUGAUUAUCAGUGCAUCCUGAUUGCACUGUUGAUCAAUUUCAGAUUGCAGAAGUUAGUAAAAAUCUUCAGUUUCUUCAUCUUUGUCAUUGGUGGUUGGUGUGUAAAUUUAAAUAAUACUCAUAUUGACUGGUCUUGUAAGUGUACGGAUAUUAUCACCUAUAGUGUUGUACUUCAGCAUAAAUCUUGAAAUGUUCUUUUUGACAAUGAAUUCAAUGCCUUUCUUCUUCAGUUUGUCAUUCCCAGCGUAGUAGAUCAUAUGAUUGUCUGAUUCAAAAUGGCCAAUACCAGUCCAUUUCACUCACUAAUGCCUAGGAUAUUGAUCCUUAUGCAUUCCAUUUCAUUUUGAUGACUUCCAGUUUUCCUGAAUUCAUUCUUCAUACAUUCCUUGUUUCCAUUAUUAAUGGAUGUUUGCAGCUGCUGCUUCUCAUUUGGAGUCGUGCCACAUCAGCAAAUGGAGGUCUCAAAAGCUUGACUUCAUCCAUGUCGUUAAGGUCGACUACUUUUAGGAGGCAGCUCUUCCCCAGUUGUAUUUUGAAUGCCUUCCAACCUGAGGGGCUCAUCUUGCAGCACUGUAUCAGACAAUGUUCAGCUGCUAUUCAGAAGGUUUUCACUGCAUAUGAUCAUAUGAUCUACUAUGCUGGGAAUGACAAAUAGAAGAGGAAUGGCAUUGAAGUCAUCGUCAAAAAGAACAUUUCAAGAUCUAUGCUGAAGUACAAUACUAUAGUUUUUUCAGAAGUAGACCCAGGUCUUUCAUCCUAGUCUUAGACGGGAAGCUCCGCUGAAAUCUGUCUACCAUGGGUGACCCUGCUGGUAUUUGAAAUACUGGUGGCAUAGCUUCCAGCAUCACAGCAACACGCAAGCCACCACAGUACAACAAACUGACACAUGGUGGGUGGGUGUAUAAAUUAACCAUGUAUAAAUGAGUUAUAUCUUAAAUGCCAGGUGAUAUUGCUAGGUAUGGAGAUGCCUUGACAAACCACUUUGUAAUGUGAAUAAUCAUUUAGUUGCUUUGUAAUUACAUAGUUGGAAUUUGCUUAAGGUGGAUUGUCCUCAUACAACCCUAAAUAAUGGCGUGAACAGGAUAUGUAUCUGUAUUUGUAAACAUCUGUUUUCCAUACUUGGGCUUUGCAACGUCUUUAGGCUAGGCUUUUUGUUUUGUUUGUUUUCAAAAACACCAGAGAUGCUGGAAUGACUAUAGUACAACAGUUAUUAGAAGGUAUAGUUUGCCUAUUGAGGUUGGAUAAUUCUUUACAGUCUGGAAGUAAUUUUUAGGUAUUUUUCCUCCUCUUCUCUGAAUGAGGGAACCAUCUGAAUCUAUUGUGAAGAGGAAGUCUGGUUUCCCACUGUUCCUGUGCAGAGGUGUGAGACCGAAAAUGGGGACUUUGAUGCCCCGGCAACCUACCACCUAAGUCAGUGGUUUUUAAAGCCCCCCCUUUUUUUUCUUUUUUUUAAAAGUAGAACAGUAAUGAAUAAGCUCGAUACAUGAAACAGUGAGAAGUGUUGGUUUGUGGGGAGGGACCUACUCAGCCCAGAUGCAGUUACUUCCAGAGAUUUUGAAGCUGUUUGAAAACACGGAUCUAAGUUACAACAGAAUAUUGUUUUUUAAAGAAAAGGUCUUUUGUUCAGAUAAAGGUUGUACGUUCUACAGAUUUUGGUGAAAACAUAUAACUUAGAAUCAAGAAGGAGAUCAGCAUGAACAACAACAACAAAAAAAAAAAAAAACAAAGGAAGGGCCUAAAUUUACUAAUGCGUAGUAAUUUUCUUUUUAAGAAAAUAAUUUGGUCACCAAAAUAUUGACUAGAAGAUUCCUCUAUGAAUAGAAAAGAAUGUUUUGCAUUUGGCAUCUGUUUGCUUAGGUAGUUGUUAAGGGGCUGCUAAUAAAGUCCCUCUGGAAUCUUACUUGCAGUAGCUGGCUUUCCUUGUUUCUCUGUGGAUAAAGUCACUCUGCCGUAUUUUUAUGCAAAUAAUGUGCACUUUCUACAUUUGUUUUUUUUGUUCUACAUUUGUUUGCCAACCACCCCGCCCCCCAUAGUUUUAUAAGUGCUGCUAUGCCAAAAUUUUUUACAUGUUGCUGUAAAAAUAAUUACUAUAGCACAGUUAUGGAAAUACCUCGAGGGGGUGGAGGGAGAGGGCACAGCUGGCAAACAAAUGUAGAAUGUGUGCAUUAUAUUCAUAAAAAUACAGUAGGCCUUGGUCCAGUGGUCCUUCAGAUUAGAUGAGGAUGUUCAGACUGGUCUUUGCUAUUCACGUGUAGAUGAAGGCUAAACGUUCAGUAAAAUGCAGUUUCCCGUUGAGAUUUUCAGUCACUAACAACAGUUUCAGGGGAAGUGAUGACAUUUUAAGGAGUUAAGUGAAUGAACACAUUUGAAUAAAGCUGUAGUGUAGGUGCUGCAGCCCUCUUUCUAACACAGGGUGGUGAUCUCAAUUAGAUGUUUGGUUCCUCUUUGUGGUUGUUGUUAGUUGCCAUAGAGUCAAUUCCGACUCAUGGUGACCCCAUGUGUGCAGAGUAGAACUGCUCCAUAGGAUAUUUACGGCUGUGAUCUUCUGGAAACAGAUUGCCAGGCCUGUCUUCGAGGCACCUCUGGUUGGGUUCAAACUGCAACCUUUUGGCUUGUAGUUAAGUGCUUAACUGUUUGUGCCACCAAGGGACUCUUUUGAUUCCUCUUAGUCUUCUUCAGACCAAGCGUGGAGGCUCCGAGCGUCAUUCCUCCUUGUAAUAUUUCUGGAUCUCUUGUUAGUAAAUCUUUCCAAACUCCUGUUUGUCUUGAACCCUUAUAUAUCACAAGAAGAAUUCUGGCCACAUGCAGCAGUGCUCCCACAGUGCCUGAGGUUACCCACUGGGUGAGGCCAUGUGAGGCCUGGGAAAGCUGCUGAGGGUUGAGGUGAACCAACGGAGAGUCCAGGAAGCUUUCAGACAGACAGAGCCUCAACCCUACGGAGAGAUAAGUGUGUAUAACUUUUGAAGGGCAAAGAGGUUUUAAUCAGCAUAAGGCUUGACUACGUUUGGAUAGGAGCCCUCCCUAGUGGCACAGUGAUUAAGACCCCAGGCUGCUAACCAAAAGGUUGGCAGGUUGAAAUCCACUGGCUGCUCCUUGGAAACCCUAUGAUAAGUAAGAGGACUUUGGCUACUCCAAGAGACUUUCCCUAAUUUUUAGCUUUAUUCUCUUUCUUCUCGAUUUUGCCUCUAGAUGUAAAAUUUACCUGUACUUCAAAGGCCAAGCUAUAAAACAAUUUGAACCCCAAAUCAAAUUUACAAAUUCCUUCUAAGUUCUGGAACUUCAGUAACCCAGAGGGAGUGCCUUAUCUCAUGUGGUGCCUCCAGCUGGCUCAGCAGGCAGAGCAGCAAGGCUGGAGGCCCCGCCUGGGGAGCAUUUUGUGUGGAGCUUGGGGUCAGUGCAGCCUUGGUGCUGUGGUUUAGGACCUGCUUAUUAGCAGGCCAGGGAAGACAGGGACAGAGGGCCCCUGUAGCCUAGACCACUGGAAGACCAGGACAGUCCUGGCCUGGCACAGCAGGGGGACUCCCACUGGCUGUGGUCAGACUGGGACCACUGGAGCCAGGAGCAGAUCCAGUGCCUACUCUUGAUUACCAGGCUGAGCCCUGCCCAGAGUUCUGAUAGCAGCCAAGCGCAUUGACCGUUUGAGUCACCCAGGGACGCCUCCAGGAGCCUCUCUAGUAGUAAUAGUAGGCCCGCUCAUCAGGUCGGUGAAGAGUUGUUGGCCUCUCUUAUCCCUCCAUAUGGAAAGUGUGCAUUAUUGUUUUGGCAGAGUUUUCAAGAUAAUCCUUAAGAUGUAGAUUAAUGGUUUGUAUUUAUAUUUGAUGCCAUUAUUCAGAAUUCUCUAAUAUUUUCAGCAAUAUGCUCUUUUCCACAUUUACUGCUUGUGAUAAACUGAUGUAAACAUUAAAAGGCAGCCAACAUGAUGUACACCUUAGUAACCACUGCCAAAUACCAUAUAUGCAUGUAUUAAAAUUGCUUUUUUCCCCAUUUAGCUCAAACUAUAAACCUUUCCUCCCUGUGUGUCUUUUAAAAUGAAACAAUUUCCCUGCUUAUUAAAGACAGCUAAUUUGAAAACAUACUAUAGUUUCUUCUUUUAAGCAUCACAAAAGGGUUAUGACUGUUCAGUCAGCCUCUAAAUGUGAAAGAGCUGUUAAUAAUGUCAUUUGUUUUAUCUAGCAUGUGCUCUGAACCAAAGAGAGAUCUCACAUUUAAUUUGGGAUAAAUACCAUAGUUUCUGAUUCUGUGUUUCUGACUGUGUAAAGUUCUAGUUUCUGUAGUGCUUCACUCAAAUCCUGGGACUGAUUUCUCUAAUGUCAAUUCCAGGAAAAUAGGAUGUCAGGAAAAUACUUACCAUUAGGGUAGGUAUUUAGAGAACUUAAAGUCUGAGUUCUUAUUGUUCAGAUGCUAGUUAGGACUUGUUACAGAAGAGUGAUUUAAAUGAUUUUAAAACAUACCACAUGCUUAACAAAAAAGAAGGUGCAAAAGAAAAUAAUUACCAGCUUACAAUGCUUUGAAAGUACUCUACUCCCUGCUAGCAGACAUUAAAUUUUUUUUCCAUAAACUGAAAUAAGACAAUAUAGAGCGAAUAAUUCCUAAUGCAGUUUUGCAAAGAUUGGAUGGUUUCUCAAAAUUAGUAGUAAAAAAAAUCAAUUUUAUAGAUGUACAUUUUAAAAUAGGGGACAGUUUUAUGGGUAAAUAUCUUUUACCUUUUGUGAUAAGUUAACUCAGAUACACUUCCUGCCAAAUUCUCACUGUAGCAUGGGCUCUGCAUUUUCUGAAGUCACUAAAUUUCUCGUUACAGCACAGGAAAAAGAAGAUAAAGUAGGAGAGGGAUCAAUUUCAAAUUCAGUCCUAAGCAGCAACAUGUUUGGGAUGCAGUCAUAAAACCAACCAAAUAUUCCACCCAGGACAUGGAAGAGCAGUGGAUCACCAGAGAGAAAGAAUAGAAAGCUGCAAGCUGAAGUAGUGAGAAGAUGGAAAACUUCAAACAAGGUCUUAUUUACACAUACCAUGCUAAUAAGCUCACUCCUUUAGGCAAAAAAAAAAAAAAAAUGUUCACAUUGAGGUAAUACAGGUACUUUAAGAGUAACAGUCAUUAUGGAGGUAAAUGUAUUUCAAAAGUUUUUUCCUUUUCAGAAAUACUUGACUAUUUCAUCCAUAAACUAUAAAGAAUAUCAUUUUUUUUUUUCAUCCUUAUAAUACUAAUUUGCUCCAGAGUAAAAUACCAAAAGUUAAUGGAGGGGUCGUGGCAGUAUGUUUCUCAUAGGCCACAUUUUACUAUUUUGGAAUUUGUAGAUUUAGAACAAAGUUACAAAUGUGUUUAUUUUGUUAUUUGUCAGGCAAUAUAAAAUUUGUAGUUUUUUCUAAUGUUUGUUGAAAGAGCUGAGUGAAUAUUGGUACUCUUCCUGUCUGAGUUCUUUUGGGCAUUUGCUCCUUUCAAACAUGCAUAUUUUUACUUGUGGUGCCCAUGUAUGUUAAGUUUGAGAACACUGACAACCUGAGAAUCACCUCCAUUUGUUCUUCAGCCUGCCUCUUGAUAUGCAAGCUAACGUAUCAGUGUGUCUGCUAAUAAAUACAUUUCAAACAACCAAGAGAAUCCUUUGGAGUUAAACGUUGCAAAAGAGUGGUAUUUAGUUAUCUUCUUGGCUGUAAGAACGUUCUACUAGCCAACACCUUGCUGAAGAAGCUAGAUUAAAAUUCAAGUCUUUUAGAUGUCGGGAGUAUGCGAGUGGGCCAGGGAUGUAUGAAGCCAAUUCAGCACGCUGUCCUCUCCUGAAGUGCCGCAGUCAAUCAGUGGCACUUCAAAACACUUCAGACAAAAGCACACAAGACAUAUUGUGAGAUAUAAGAAAAAUAAAACUGCAUAUAAAAAAUGAUAUGAAAAAACGGAUGUAAAAAUACUUGAGACUUCAAAGUCUUUAUCCCUAAAUCGCUCAGGGUUACAGGCUCAUUCUCCUCUUUAAGGACCUUCAGAGAAAAGUUUAAGAAGCAAUGUCUUAAAUAUACCAGAUAGUAAAUGCUCCUGGAAGGAUCCAUGGUGGCGCAGUGGUUAAAGCGCUUGGCUGCUAACUGAAUGAUGGGCAGUUGGAACCCACCAGCUAGCUGUUCCUUGGGAGAAAGAUCUGGCAGUCUGCUUUUGUAAAGAUUUACAGCCUUGGAAGCCCUAUGGGGUAGUUCUACUUUGUCCUCUAGGGUCAGUACGAUUCCGACUCGACAAUUGGUUUGGGUUUGGGAAGUGCUCCUGUAGUCAAUAUUAGAUAGAGGUUUGGACUGGAAUUAGAGAAACAUUCUAAAAUUGAGGCCAUCAAGGGUUAAGUGAAAAUAUCACCUUGUUAUUUGCUACUUUUUAAAAAAUUAUUGUGCUUUAAGUGAGUUUACAACUCAAGUCAGUUUCUCAUACAAAAAUUUAUAUACAUCUUGCUAUAUACUCCUAGUUGUCCUCCCGCUAAUGAGAAAGCACACUCCUCCUCUCCACCCUCUAUUUCCGUUUCCGUUCAGCCAGCUUCUAUCCCCCUCUGCCUUCUCAUCUCCCCUCCAGACAGGAGCUGCCCACAUAGUCUCAUGUGUCUACUUGAGCCAAGAAGCUCACUCACCAGUAUCAUUUUCUGUCUUAUAGUCUAGUCUAAUCCCUAUCUGAAGAGUUGGUUUUGGGAAUGGUUCCUGUCUUGGGCUAACAGAAGGUCUCGGGACCAUGACCUCUGGGGUCCUUCUGGUCUCAGUCAGACCAUUAAGUCUGGUCUUUUUAUUAGAAUUUGAAGUCUGCAUGCCACUGCCCUCCUGCUCCUUCAGGGGUUCUCUGUCGUGUUCUGUCAGGGCAGUCAUCAGUUAUAGCUGGACACCAUCUAGUUCUUCUGGUCUCAGGCUGAUGUAGUCUCUGAUUUAUGUGGCCCUGUCUCUUGGGCUCAUAAUUAGUUUGUAUCUUUGGUGUUCUUCACUCUCCUUUACUCCAGGUGAGUUGAGACCAACUGAUGCAUCUCAGAUGGCCACUUGCUAGCAUUUAAAACCCCAGAUGCCACUCUCCAUUAUUUGCUACUCUUAAUGAAACAACUCAACUUCUGAACUAGACUGUUCAUUUUCAUCAUAUCCAAAGUAGCUUCAAAUGGAACUGAGCAUCUUUCAGAGAACCCUUACAACAUUUUUCUACUUUUCUAUUUAGCUCAAGGGAAUCGGAAACACAUUGAUUUGGGGUUUCCUGCAAGUUAGUGACUAAGCCAAAAACUACUCAGAUACUCUCUUAUUUUUGUGCUUAAGUCAAAGAUAAAAGACACCCCAUUAUAAAAUGGUAGCAUUUGACAAAUAUAUGAAUUGGCUUAAUUUCCUUUGAGUAAAUUUUCCAAAAAGUUAAAUCCUAAGGUUUUUAUUUUUUAUCUAUAUCAAAAUAGAAACUUUGGUAAUGGAGUGUCUCUUCAUUUUCUAUUAGGAAAAUUGUUAGCAUCUCUUCAUGAACAAAGGUAAAACAACAGUGAAAAGAAGUAGGCACCAUUAUGUCAUCAUAUGACUUUGAGAUGAUGAGUUUGUGAAAAGUUGAGGCACCAAAGUCUGGAGAUUAAAGAAUUUACAAACAACGAAACAAAAACCAACCAGUAGAAUUCUUGCUUCUCUUUAAUCACCGAUUCUCAGUUUUUACAAAUAAUCUUAGAACAAUUCAGGUAACUGUGGUUCUUGGGGAAAUAGUUCUUACUUGUACAUGAACUCUAUAUUACAUGCUCCAGUUUGCUGCAAGUAACUACCGGCUGUAUUAACAAACAUUGUCACAGAAACAAAAUGUUUUUUUAAAGCCAUAAAUCAUUGCAUUUAUAUGUACAAAAAGCCAUAAACAAAGAUGCAUUUCUCCUUUCUUAGGACGAUUUAAAUAGAUGUUUACACUUUAAGGCAGUGACACGUCUAAAACAAUGAAAUUCUAAGUUAAGGCUUUAUGUUUGUUUUGAAACCCAUAUUCAUAGGCAACUGUGACCAAAGAAAACUUUCAUCUUUUAGGUUGAAUUCAUAUGCCCAGGAUAUGUUAAUUAUCCCUUAACCACCAAUUCCUCUGUAUCAGAUGUAUGGAAUAUGAAUUAGGAGCAACACCAUCAUUUAAUUUAAUGAUUGUUAGUUCCCUUAUUAGGCUUUGAGGAUUUAGCCUUCAGUAGCACAAGCUUGUGCAAAAGAAGGGAUGGCGCAUUUCUUUGUAAACUUAGAAAACUUACAAACUGCACUGAAUCUUUUCUGAAAGUUGGCCCACAAUUAAGAAUUCAGGAUCUCCUAAAUACAGAAAACCCCAAAAGCACAGCUGACCACACUCCCAUCCUCAAACAGAAAAUGUUCUUUAUUAUUGAAGCAAUAGGUUUUUAAUCUUUGUUUGAAGACUGUUUAAAGAAAUAAAGCAAAAAAAAAAAAAGUAGAAUACCGUAUUUUAGAUGGAUCUGUAAUUGCUAGCCCCAAGGCACACAUACGAAUAUUCUUGCUAGUCCAAUAUCUUUCCUUAUUCAAGCAAAUGAUGAGUAGUGGAUGAAAGGAAGGGGAGUUACUUGAAACAACUGCACAUUGCACUUGCCCCACUAAGCUUAGUAGAAGUGCAGAGCAUUGAAAUUGAGGAGGGAAUGUCCAUUUCUUUUCCCACCUAUUUUUAGACAAAACUCAGAUCCAGUCUGUGAAUGCACUUUGGGCAGCAGCUCUUGAGCACCACUCUGGCCUACUGUGGAGAACAGGAAGGAUGUGCUCCAUAUGAACUAACAGGCGGUUCCACAACCCAGUGCUUCCACAGUUUGGAUGAUUUUAAAACAAACAAACAACUUAUUUAGACUAGAAGGAUCACUAUUUACAUAUUAGUGCACACUAUUAUUCCUUUAACCCUUUCAUGAUCUGUGGGACAUAUAGUAUCCCACCUACUUUUUCCAACUCUUUCUUGGGACUCUACUUUUCCUGUUAAAAGAAUCUGCUGCCCUCCAGUAGGGACUUGUUAACAGUUAAAGAAAUGUUCACUGAAGCAAAACAGCUGGGGUAUUGGCCUUAAACAUGAGGUAGUGCAUCCAGGAAGUGUGACUGGGUAAAAAACUGGUCUUUUGGCUUUUGCACAGCUAGAUAAACUUGUGAGCGUAUCUAUGGUUUCCUUGUGAUAGUUAGGGAGCCUUGGUAGGUCUGUUUUGUGUUUGUUGUUGCAAAAACUCCUGCCAGCCAUGAUUGGUGGGACAGAUGGGCACCCACCAAUCCUGGUGCCUGAGAACCCUCCAAGGUUUGUGGAACCCAUGUAUUCCCAGAUAUUUCUCAAAAUCCAUCUUACCCACCAAAAAUUUAAACACACUCCAUGACUCAGCAUGCUUCCACUAAUGAAAACACAUGGUAUAUAAAAAAAAAAAUAAAAAGAUAAAAGGGCAGAAAAUAAUAGGGUCUUGAAAGAGUAGUUUUACAGCCACAAACCUCU
Molecule: messenger RNA, 14449 nt
Organism: Loxodonta africana (African savanna elephant)
Lineage: Eukaryota; Metazoa; Chordata; Mammalia; Proboscidea; Elephantidae
Gene: C21H16orf46
Product: chromosome 21 C16orf46 homolog
Exons: 5
Coding region: 415-1629 (404 amino acids)
Source: RefSeq, a predicted model, not a curated record